AUGCCACCAGCUGAGCAUGAUCAUGAGCAACAAAGAUACCACCAAGACAACGAGCAACAACAACAUCAGAUACCCAACUCCGGAAGGAUAAAAUUAGUGACAAAAGUGCUAAUGGAUACCAGAACUGGGUUAAUGGAUGAUCUUAAUUUUAUCAAUCAUAUUCCAGCAGCCAAUUUAGCCACCUCAGCAAAUACUAAGAAAGAAUUAGACUUCCUUGGUAAUAAUACCUUCCCACUUCCAAGAGGUUCUUCUAACACUCGGGUACCACCAACAACAGGGAAAACUAAUCGAACAUCAUUAGGAGAUGAUUAUGGAACAGGUAUUGAAAAUAUCAUAGCAGCGUCAGUACCUACGACUAAUAUUGAGAGCUUGGAACCUACUGUUUUAAAUAUCCCUAAAUCAACAAGAAUCAAGGCAGAUCGAGUACGGAUAUAUCUGGAUUAUUAUUAUAGUAUUUUGGAAAGAUGUAUCUCUAUAGACAGUGCAGAACAUCGUCAUGAUGGUGUGGAGGGUGUAUAUAAUCCAUUACAAGUCAUCAGGAAUAGGAAAGUUAGAAAGAAAUAUCGUGGAGGGGCCCCAAUGAGAGAAAUUUCCAUUUCAAAAGCUCCAGUUAUUGCCAUAGUUGAUUUUUCUAAGAAUUAUCAGGGGAAACAUAAGGCAGCUUAUGUUAGGAAGCGAAUGCCAUGGUUUGUUGAUAUUAAUGAGAAAUAUAAUGAUUUAAUGUGGCGUACGUCACAUUGGGAUGAAUUGGUUGAUCCACAAGGUAACCUUUGGUUUGGUGAUAAACGAGGACACCAUCAUCAUCAAGGGUAUAUACAUAAGAAUCAUUUAUAUCCUCAUUCGACACAAAAAAAAUCAGCAAGCAAAGAAAGAGAUGAAAGAAUGAAAUCCGCUUCACGUUCACGUUCACGUUCAUCAUCUCCAUUUAAGAAUAUAACGAAAAAGAAUGCCGAGUAUGAAGAUGAUAAAUAUAUGAAGACACAACAGCUUGAUAUGUCUAAUAAGUCAUCAUUAUCUUCAUCUUCUAAUAAUAUUGAGAAAUCGAUAGAUUCCAAUUCAAGUUUAAAAUCAUCAAUAUCGUCAUCUGCUCUGGCACAGAAAGAUAACCCAUCUCCCUCAGGAUCCCUCAACACAGAACAGGAAAAAUCCAAGUUAAAGAAACCAUUAGAAAAGAUAAAGAAAGGGUCUAAGCGAUGGUUAUCAAGCAACACUAAGAUCGACAAACAAACGCUAUCGAUAGCUCAAAAGGAACAAGCUGUACACGACGAAGAUGUUGGACCGACUUCAAUAGUUCCUCCAUCGUACGUAACACCAAAGGAUAAAGAUAAAGAUACGACGGGAUUGACGAUACUAAAUGAUAUACCAAUCAAGAGAGUAAAGAAGGGAACAGAAGAACAAAUGAAGAAAAAUGGGGUAUUGAUACCUCCACUAGCUACUAAAAGGAGUAAUACGAAGAUGAGUUCACCUUUAGGACAUGUUGGUACCACUAAUAAUAAUAAUAAUAAUAAUAAUAAUAAUAAUAAUAAUAAUAUGGGUAAUAAUAUGGGUAAUAAUUUUGCAAGAAGGAUGAGUGUGAUACCUUCACAAUUGGAUAUAUUUGAGAAAUUUCUGAAGAAGAAAGAUGCAGAGGAUAGGUAUAGGUUACAAAAGGAAAAAGAGAAGGGGGAUAUAAUUAACGAAGGGGAAGAAAAUGAUGAACGAGACCGCUCAGCUGCUGAAAAUGGCGAGGAUAAAGAUGAAGAAAAUGAUGAAGAUGAUGAAGGGCUUAGAUUGGAAGUGAAAAAUACCACCCCUGGUGUUUCCUCGAGGAGCUCCAGAUCGAAUUUGGAGGCAUCUGAAUUAAACCCUGCAUUGCAAAUGACCAACACAAAGGAUAUUACUUCCAAUAAAAACCGCACUUCAGAGUCAAAAGAUAAUAAUAUUAAAAGGAAUAAUAGAAGUAAUAAUAAUAAGGCUGUGAAUAACAAUUUGAUAGAUGAUAUAAUAAUAAAUGAGGGCAGCAACACAUUUGAACCGAUUCAAAUUGAUGAGAAACUGACGAAGUAUUGGCAUGAUACGAGGUACAUGCUGUGUACGAUAUCUAUAAUGAAUCAUCGUCGAGUGACACAUGAGAUUGUCAAAGAUCGAGAAAUUCGUAAAAGAAAUCGAAUUAAAGUGGAAGACGAUGCAGAAUUGAAAAUCAGUCAAACAAAUGAAAUCAUUGAUACGUAUAAUAUGGAGUUGAGUAAAGUCUUGAAAAUUGGUAACGAUUGGACAUCUAAAUUGUUGAAUGAUUAUUCUGUGAGAGUGGAAACGUUAAUUAGUUCCAGUGAUAGAAUAUUAAGUGAUAUUAAUACUACGUUGACUUUAAAAUUAAAACUAUUCCAAGAGAAUACUGAGAAAUAUGGGAAUGUUAAGAUAAUCAAAUCACAAAAGAUGACUAGGUUAGUUUACAGGGUCUUAGAACUUGCCAUUGUUGUAAUCUUAUGGACAAUAUGGUUAGUUGUCAGUUUCUUCAAGGGAAUUCGGAAUAUAUUUUAUUUUAUUUUGAGAGUUAUAAAAUUGGUGUUAUGGUAA
Molecule: messenger RNA, 2556 nt
Organism: Naumovozyma dairenensis CBS 421
Lineage: Eukaryota; Fungi; Ascomycota; Saccharomycetes; Saccharomycetales; Saccharomycetaceae
Gene: MTC4
Product: Mtc4p
Exons: 1
Coding region: 1-2556 (851 amino acids)
Source: RefSeq, a predicted model, not a curated record